AUGGAAACAGGUCAUCAGAUGCUACUACGUACUACAGUUACCAAGCGGCUUCAGACGAAGACUCAGAUGUCGACUCAGCCACAAGGUUUAACCAGUCAGGAUGUGGUAGUGACUUCGAAUGAAAGUGUUGUGAAAUUACACACGUUUGAACGUCUACAUGCUGAGGGUUUUGCUUAUUUAGCUGAUAAUUCGUACAUUCGAUCAGGUUAUCGCUUACAUUAUUCAGUCCGUGACUGUUUCUUAUCUCUCUUUGAGCUGCAUAAUGAGACAUUAAACGUGUGGACGCAUAUGGUCGGUUCUUUCAUCUUUCUCAUGCUCAUGUUUUAUCUUGCACUAUCUGGUGACGCCCUGUCGCCUGUGGUGGACAUGACGGACCUCAUGACACCGCAAUCCUGGUGCCAGAGUGAUCAGCAAUGGAUGAAGGAAGGCCGGCAUACACCACGGAUGUUACUAGCUGCGAGUGUGCCAGAGCUCUGUCCUCCGCCCAUGGGCUGCGUCGCUCCUGCCAAAUACUAUGAAGUAGCAAGUGUUAUCUUUAACCACAGCUUGCAGCGAUUGCCUAGUCUAGACCGAUUCCAUGCGCUUGUGGAGCAAAAUGUUGGUGGUUUUUCGGAAUCCGUUGGAGCGCAGGUGGAGCAGCUACGUAGCGAAUUGAGCGCGUUGUCGUCGCGGCUUGGAGGACAUGUGCGAGAUGCUCAUUCGGAGCAAGUGCGGUCACUCAAGGAACAGCUAGACCAGCGCGUGGAGUCGCUCUCUAUGUUCCUGCAGGACGUUGCCAGCCAAGUAGGGGCGGAUUUGCCCAUGAAGUACGUACUGGAGGAGUUACACGGCGUGGCUGGCAGUAUACGCAACGGUCUGCAUAUAUUAUCGACCGCGGAGGGUCCCCACGAUGUCCCGCGCUGGCCGAUUUUCGUUUUCAUGGCCAGUGCAGUGAUUUGCCUCACGUGCAGCGCCGUCUUCCACCUGAUGUUUGUGGUGAGUCGCUCGGCGUUCACGUUCCUGUCGCGAUUGGAUUACGCUGGGAUCACGAUUCUCAUUGCAGGAUCCUUCUAUCCCAUGAUUUACUACUCAUUCUACUGUCACGAGUGGCUGCGCAGCGCCUAUCUCGUCUCCAUCUCUGCUAUGGCAGCGCUUACCUUCAUUGUUGCGCUCAUGCCAGUCUUUAGCACUCCCAGGUUCCUCGUGGCACGUACGUGCAUCUUCUUGUCAUUGGGCUUUUUCGGCUUCGUCCCCGUGACGCAUCUGGUGGGGCACUUUGGGUUCUUCGACCCUCACGUGACGGUAAUGAUUGGCCCGCUGCUGCUGAUGGGGUUGCUGUACACGAGCGGCGCCAUCAUCUACGCUACCAAGUUUCCAGAGCGCUUUUACCCUGGCCGCUUCGACUUGUGGUUCUCGAGCCACCAGCUCUGGCAUAUUUGCGUCGUGGCUGCCGCACUCGUGCACUUUGCCAAUGCUUUACAGCAGUAUGAGUGGCGUUGGAAUACGCAGUGCGAAACAUAG
Molecule: messenger RNA, 1500 nt
Organism: Peronospora belbahrii
Lineage: Eukaryota; Oomycota; Peronosporomycetes; Peronosporales; Peronosporaceae
Source: the annotation of a GenBank genome assembly